Ostreococcus tauri is the source of this 273-nucleotide messenger RNA. RefSeq names its product unnamed product. NCBI's taxonomy places the organism in Eukaryota, Viridiplantae, Chlorophyta, Mamiellophyceae, Mamiellales, Bathycoccaceae. The transcript has a single exon. Bases 1 to 273 code for a protein of 90 amino acids. The record is from RefSeq and is a predicted model, not a curated record.
AUGGCGACGCCGACGACGCCACCGCGCGUGGUCGGGGCGAACGGGCGCGCCGCGAUCGCGGCCGCGCUCGCGCUCGCGCUCUCGGCGCGGCUGGCGUGGCAGAAGUGGGAACACGAUGCGAUGGUGAUGACGCUGCGGGAGGAGCUGGCGCGCGAGCGCGAGGCGCGAACGGCGUGCGAGGGACGCGGGUGGUUCGCCCGGCGCGAGGCGCGGGGCGCGGGCGCGGCGCGAGGGCGCGGGGGGGGGGGAGGGCGAGGGAGUGGGAUGUAUUGA